UAUUAUUCCGUCUUUACAGAGGCUGGAUGCUGGGUUUUACCGCUGUGUGGUUCGGAACAGAAUGGGAGCGCUCUUACAAAGAAGAUCAGAAGUUCACGUCGCAUAUAUGGGGAAUUUCAAGGAUACAGACCAGAGAAAAAUGGUCUCACAAGGACAGGCAGCCGUUCUCAACCUCCUGCCCCUCGCCAGCUGCCCCAGGCCUCAAGUGACUUGGUUCCGAGAAGGACACAAGAUUAUCCCAAGCAACCGAAUAGCCAUCACGCUGGAGAACCAGCUGGUGAUCCUUGCGGCGACGGCCGGGGACGCGGGGGCCUACUACGUGCAGGCGGUCAACGAGAGGAACGGCGAGAACCGGACCAGCCCGCCCCUUCACCUGAGCGUAGCGCGUGAGUUCCUGGGCUCCCCGCGGGGCCCUGAAAGCCGGACCGGCCCCAUUUAAUUAGCAACCGCUGUC
This is a messenger RNA of Vicugna pacos (alpaca), 454 nucleotides long. Lineage: Eukaryota; Metazoa; Chordata; Mammalia; Artiodactyla; Camelidae. The record is from RefSeq and is a predicted model, not a curated record.